GGAGCAGCGCGGAGGUAGGGCCGGGGCGGCGGGAGGCCGAGGAGUGGGGUCGGGCAGCAGGAGCGCCCGGCAACCCGCGGAGCUUUGCAGCCCCAGUCCCAGACAUGGCACCUGGGAAGCCUGGGAAGAGCGCAGGGGCCUCGGAGAACUCCUCAGUUACACUUUUCCGGGAGUACCUGAGGAUUGACACUGUCCACCCCAAACCUGACUAUGAUGCAGCUGUCCAGUUUCUGGAGCGCAUUGGCACCGACCUGGGCUUGGCCUGCCAAAAAGUGGAGGUGUGCCAGGGCCGUGUGGUGCUGAUCCUGACCUGGCAGGGCACAAACCCCCGCCUGCGCUCCAUCCUCCUCAACUCCCACACUGAUGUCGUGCCCGUCUUCGAGGAGCACUGGACUUACCCACCCUUCGAGGCUGUUAAGGACUCGCAAGGCAACAUCUACGCCCGGGGUGCCCAGGACAUGAAGUGUGUCUCCAUCCAGUACCUUGAGGCCAUCCGGAGGCUAAAGGCAGAGGGAAAGUCUUUUGCCCGCACCAUCCACCUCACCUUUGUGCCUGAUGAGGAGGUGGGUGGACACAAGGGCAUGGAGAUGUUCGUGCAGCGUCCCGAGUUCAAAGCGCUCAACGUGGGCUUUGCCAUGGAUGAGGGCCUGGCCAGCCCAUCUGACACCUUCAGUGUCUUCUAUGGCGAGAGGAGCCCAUGGUGGAUAAAAGUGAAGUGCAUGGGUAGCCCCGGGCAUGGGUCCCGCUUCAUCAGCAACACGGCGGCCGAGAAGAUGCAAAAAGUCAUCAACUCCUUCCUGGCCUUCAGGGAGAGUGAGAAGCAGAGGCUCAAGACUGACUCAAGCCUGACCCUGGGGGACGUCACCUCGCUCAACAUGACCAUGCUGGAGGGGGGUGUCUCCUUCAACGUGGUGCCCUCGGAGAUGGCUGCCAGCUUCGACAUCCGCAUCCCGCCCACCGUGGACCUGAAGGCCUUCGAGGAGCAGGUGGCCAAGUGGUGCCGUGGUGCUGGGGAUGGUGUCACUUAUGAGUUUCACCAGAAAUGCAUGGACCAACACAUAACCUCCACUGACGAGUCGGACCCAUGGUGGAAGGCCUUCAGUGGGGUCUGUAGGGACAUGAAACUGCAGCUCAAGCUCGAGAUCUUCCCGGCUGCCACCGACAGCCGCUACAUCCGAGCGGCAGGGCACCCCGCUAUCGGCUUCUCGCCCAUGAACCGCACACCGGUGCUGCUCCAUGACCACAACGAGUUCCUCAACGAGCAAGUCUUCCUGCGGGGCAUCGAGAUCUACGCCCGCCUCCUGAGCGCCCUGGCCUCGGUGCCCCCGCUGCCUGCCGAGGGCUGAGCGCCCGGCCAGGGGCAGGACAGGGGGUGCUGAGCAGCAGGACGCAAGGCUUUGAAAAGGGGGCAAGGAGUGGGCACAGCAAAUGCCUGCUGGUGUUCCGGGGAUGCAGAUGGAGUCAUACCGUGUUGGCUGUGUUCAGGGCUGGCCUGCUGGUGAUACCCGAGGGGUUGUGUCUGCCUUGCCCACGUGCCAGCAGAGCCUUGUGUCCAGGUGCCUCCAGCCUUUCCUGGUGUCGGCAGUGCCUCCCACUGUCCCUGUUCCACCUCUGGCUGCAAGGGCUGGAUGGUGAGGGGCUGGCCAGUGGCCCGCUCUGCCUGCCCACACCUUGUCCUGCCUCCCUGCCUGCUUGCCAGAGGAGCCAGGGCCAAAUGCCACCCGUCUUCUCUGUGCAAGUCAAUAAAUCUCCUUGGUAAGC
Empidonax traillii (willow flycatcher) is the source of this 1761-nucleotide messenger RNA. Its product is annotated as aminoacylase-1-like. Gene Ontology annotation, molecular function: aminoacylase activity. The record is from RefSeq and is a predicted model, not a curated record. The coding region runs from base 105 to 1346 and encodes 413 amino acids. The transcript has 15 exons. Gene Ontology annotation, cellular component: cytoplasm. Gene Ontology annotation, biological process: amino acid metabolic process. NCBI's taxonomy places the organism in Eukaryota, Metazoa, Chordata, Aves, Passeriformes, Tyrannidae.